Gastrolobium bilobum is the source of this 3531-nucleotide messenger RNA. RefSeq lists its product as uncharacterized. Gene Ontology annotation, cellular component: cytoplasm. The record is from RefSeq and is a predicted model, not a curated record. Lineage: Eukaryota; Viridiplantae; Streptophyta; Magnoliopsida; Fabales; Fabaceae. The coding region runs from base 1 to 3531 and encodes 1176 amino acids. Gene Ontology annotation, molecular function: protein kinase activity; protein binding; ATP binding. The transcript has 9 exons. Gene Ontology annotation, biological process: signal transduction; protein phosphorylation.
AUGAGUAAUGAGGAUCCCGGCAUUUCAGGCAAUAAAUAUACUGUUAGUGUUGGUUUAAGUGACCAAGUCCCGUAUGAUAAUGAUGCAGACAAUAUAUGUGUACAGACGGGUGAAGAAUUUUCUGCUGAGUUCUUACGCGAUCGGGUUGCUUUAAGGAGAUUUCCUAUCAUAGCCGAUGCAGACCAGCGCCUGCCAAAUAGAUUGGAUUUUAAUACUAAUUAUAACUACCAGCUGGUUUAUGAGGAUCUAAAGCAUGCUCUUGGGCUAAGGAGAAUGGAUUCUGAUAGUAACUCGGAUUCGUCAGAGAUUGCUUUACCCAGGGGAUACGUUGCUGAAGUUGACAACAGGGCUUAUCCUAAUAAUUUGAGUAGAUACCAGCUAGAACAUGGCAGUAACAGACAAGUAUCAGGUAAUUUUUCUGAAGGAGUUUUUUGUGAUCAAGUUACUUCAGGACCAAAUGCUCCAUCUAUUUACACCAUUGAGUCUCCUAGUUCUUGUCAUCCUCAUGGAUCCAUAUUCUCAGAAGGUUCUCUCUAUAAGAAGAUAAAGUUUCUGUGUAGUUUUGGAGGUAGAAUACUACCCAGGCCGAAUGAUGGGAAGCUCAGAUAUGUGGGUGGAGAAACGCGGAUUAUAUCAAUCAGGAAGAACAUUACACUGGAGGAACUAAUGAGGAAGACUUCUGCUAUUUGCAAUCAAACUCAUAUUAUCAAAUACCAGCUUCCUGGAGAGGAUCUUGAUGCUCUUAUUUCUGUUUGUUCUGAUGAGGAUCUUCAUCACAUGAUCGAGGAGUAUGAAGAGCUUGAAAGAGCUGGAGGCUCUCAACGACUGAGGAUUUUUCUCAUACCUUCAAAUGAGUCUGAGAGUCCAAGUUUCAAUGAAGCAAGAGUCAAUCAGCCUAGUGAUGCUGAUUAUCAUUAUGUUGUUGCUGUUAAUGGUAUGCUGGAUCCAAGUCCACGAAAGAAUUCCGGUGGGCUGAGUUUGGCAAACCAUACUGGCCAGUUUGGAAAUACCUCUGAUUACAACAGUCCACGUUUCCAUAAGGAUUCAUCCACAUCUGCAUUGGCUUUAGAGGUGGCGGAUUGCAGCCCUACUUCUGCAAAUUUGGCAGGCAUAUUCUCCAAACCUGGUCCUCAAUUUUUAACAGCACUGCAGGUAGCAGGCAAGUCAUUUAAUCAAAUGCCUCCUUUAUCUCCCAUUUGUGUACAGCCUAAAGAUCCUAAAAAUUCUAAUGUACAGCUAUUUAUGGAUCAGCCAUAUAAUGUUAAUGAAAGUAUUAUUCCCUUUGUUAUGGAAAAAGUUACACGUGACAACUCUUUGUACGUAGACAAUAAUACCGAUUACGUUGAUCCGAUUGCAUUCUAUAACAAUCUUGCUCAAGGGCCUCCAUUUGUGAACUACCAUCCUAGUAAUCAAUAUCUGUUGGAGUCUGAUCAGGCCAGGAAGCCUAUUGAUGAUUUUCAUUUUCACAGACAAAAUAACAGCAAAGAUUUUGACUCUUCUGCAAUAUGUAGUCAAACUGAUAUGAUAUUUGAGAAACCUUUAGUUACCAACGAAGGUUCAUAUCAGUUUAACAACAUCGUCUCUCAUCCUCAUGAUUCAUUGAGUUUAUUAUCAACGUCCGGUGAUAGAAAGGGAUCUCAGUACAGAAUAUUGCAUACACUUUCUGACUCGACACUUCAGGAGAAUGACAAGAACUAUAAAGUUCACUUGCAGUUUCCCCGUAGUGUAGAAAGAGACAAAUUGCCAUCACCCGAAACUUCAUGUUCUUAUGAAGAAUUUUCAGUACAACCCGGAGAGAUAAUUGAUGGGAAAGAACAUGUGGCUAAGUAUCAAAACUUCCCCACUUUUGGAAUGACUGAUAGUUGCAAGAGAGCACCAGGGAUUGGUAAAGACAACUUGCAACGUGCAGAGAAAAGCAAUGAUUGGUUUGAAGAAAAUGUUGGAGAUAUGUCACGAGGCAGUGCCAUAGAUUUAAAACAUUCACAGUACAUCAACUACCAAAAUGUUGUUUGCUCAUCUUCGCCAGAUUUACAUAGCACUGAAUCACAUGUAUCUGCUGCACCAUUUAACUCUUUAGAAUCCACAAGGAACUCGAGGAAGCAACCACAUGGUCUACCAUUAGACACAACUGCUUCUGAGUUUUCCAUUAGGAGCCAAAACUCAUCAAUGCAUCACCAAUAUGCUAUGCUUGAGACAAAAGACAAUCAACCACUCCCCCCUGUCUCUUUUGAGUUGCAACCUAUUGUGUCCCAAACUGACAAAGAGUCCAUACCACCUAUCUCUUAUACAGACAUGGGUUCUUCUUCCCUAAGAGAGGUUGUUAUCUCUCAUGAGGAUCCUGCAUACUACCUGCACCAAAAGGAAGAAAAUGCAUUCAUUAACAGACAAUCUUCUGGAUACAUCAAUGAAUUUUGCGCCAACGAGCCAGAAUCAGUAGCUGUUGCCACGGGGCCAAUUGAUUAUAUUUCUUCAGGUAUCCAGUCAUGCUUACAAAUUGUCUCAAAUGUAGAUGAAGAGGUUGAAGUUGAACCUACAUCUCCUGAAAAGGAAGGGGUAGAGUGCGUUAAUCCAGAAUCUGAAAGUGAGCUUGCAAAAGCUGCUGGUGGAAACUUCAAUAAGCCUAUUGGCGAUACAGCAACUGCUGAAACAGGGGCUGAAAUUUAUGGUUUACAGAUUAUUGAGAAUGGUGAUCUUGAAGAACUGCAGGAGCUUGGAUCUGGAACCUAUGGAACUGUUUAUCAUGGAAAGUGGAGGGGAACUGAUGUUGCAAUUAAGAGAAUAAAAAGUAGUUGUUUCUCUGGUAGAUUGUCAGAGCAAGAGCGGUUGGGUAAAGAUUUUUGGAGAGAGGCACAGAUUCUGUCAACUCUCCACCAUCCAAAUGUGGUGGCAUUUUAUGGGGUAGUUCCAGAUGGCCCGGGUGGAACAUUGGCAACAGUCACAGAAUACAUGGUGCAUGGAUCACUCAGGAAUGUUCUCUUGAAAAAGGAGAGAGUGCUUGACCGUCGUAGAAGGCUCAUAAUUGCAAUGGAUGCAGCCUUUGGCAUGGAAUAUUUGCAUUUGAAAAAUAUUGUUCAUUUUGAUUUGAAGUGUGAUAAUUUACUUGUCAAUCUGGGCGAUCCUGAACGACCUGUUUGUAAGGUUGGAGAUUUUGGCCUAUCAAGAAUUAAACGCAACACACUUGUUUCUGGUGGUGUUAGAGGAACCCUUCCAUGGAUGGCACCAGAAUUACUGGAUGGUAACAGUUGUAGGGUAUCCGAGAAGGUUGAUAUUUUCUCAUUUGGCAUUACAAUGUGGGAAAUAUUGACUGGGGAAGAACCAUAUGCUAACAUGCACUGUGGUGCUAUCAUAGGAGGUAUUGUCAGUAAUACGCUCAGGCCCCCUAUUCCAAAACGCUGUGAUUCUGAGUGGAAAAAGUUGAUGGAAGAGUGCUGGAGUCCUGAUCCUUCAGCCAGGCCAUGCUUCACUGAAGUUAAAAAUAGACUUCGCAACAUGUCAGCUGCACUGCAGAAAAAGAGACAUAUCAAUCGAUGA